AUGCCUCGCUCGAGGUAUGCCUCACUGGGGAGCGAAGUCUUCUUCCAAGAGUUCGGCUCCGACUGGACGUCUUACAGGUCGGCGCGGAACCGGCGGCGCAUCGACUUCAGUGGCCCCAAGUGGAGCUUAGAGACGCUGGGGGGCCCUGAAGGCGGUCUCAUGCAUAAGCAGUUGAUCCGCGAGCACAUCGAGAUCCUCAACUUGGCAAAGAACAAGUUGACAGACAUCAGCUGCGUGAACGCCAUGAAGGACACAAGAACCUUUGAGUUCCGCAGACUACAGAUCCUCAAUACCUCCAGGAACAUGUUGACGAAGGUGAAGUUGGUGAAUCCCAGCUUGACGGAGAUCAACCUGAGCCACAAUGAGUUGGUGAAGCUUCCGGACUUCUCCAGCCUCUCACAGCUCAGCAAGUUGCUCCUCUCGCACAACGACAUCGACGACACGUUGCAGCAAUUUGGAGAUCUGCAGAAGCUACGAGUCUUGGAUUUGAGUUCCAACAAGUUUUCCUGGCGGCCGACCUUCUUCCGGAAGCAGCUCAGCCAUUUAGAGCGAAUCCAUCUGGAGGAGCUGAGGCUUUGGCCCAACCCCUUUGCCGACAGCUUCAAGGAAUACCAGUUCAUCACUGCUGUCACUCUGAGCUCCUUAACCUCACUGGAUGGCUUCCACAUCGACUCAGAACUCAGGUUCCAACUACGGGUCCAAGCAGAUCAACUGCACAUGAAUGCGGCGGACUUCUCGAUCUUCGACGUGCGCGUGGAGGAGCGCCGGAAGCGGACGGCUCCUGAUGAGGUGCUCACAGGGAUCGAGCAAGAGUUUCUGGGUGGCCCUGUGCCAAGCAUUCAAGAGCUCAUCGAUACCAUGAGGAGUGCAUUGGAUGAACCCAACAACUUGCUGAAACACAUCUACAGCCUAGAGCAGAAGGUGAGCUGCCUUUGGAAUGCGCAUUUUUGGGAUCGCCGGCGGCUCAUGGUGGCCAUCGAGGAAAGCGGGCGGCAAAACCAGUUGAAUGCCACCCAGGAGCGCCUGGCAGUGGCUGCGUUUGCAGACAAGAUGCAGCAGGUCCUGGGGCGCUUUGAGAGCGUCCAGGAUGUGCUGGUGAUGUGCCUGGUGCGCAUGCUCUCCUGUGGAAAUCGGUCCUUAGCCGAGCGCUGCGGCAGCUUAUUGGCCGAGUGGGUGGAUGCCACGGCGGAGGAGCUGCACGACCGCAUCGACAGCAUGUCCGAGGCGCUCUUCCGGGACUUGCGCUUCCAGCUGGUCCAGGGCAUCAAGAGCGUCAACGAGCGGCCCAUGUUGUGCUAUGAAGCCUCACACGGCCGUGCCAAGAAGGUGGAUGAUGAGGAUGAAUACGAUAUCGAGCUGGAGCAGAUCGAGGCCAGUUGGUACAUCUUGACGGCCUUGAGCAAGUUUGGACCCAGCACCUUGUACGAGCGCAUGGUCUCGCCCUGGCGCGCACGGGUUCUGCGGCCCUUCCUGCCGGUGCUGUGCCGCGAGCCAAAGGAGGUCUUAGGGCCGGACGGUCCGCCCGACCGCUGGGCGGAGUACGUGGGCUUCGACUCCUUCCCCGAUGAAGCGGCUGAGGUGAUCGAGGCUGAGAUGAACCUGGUGGGCUUUCAGGAGAAGUGUGCACGGCAGGGCUUUGGCGGCUUCGUGGUCGAGAACGCCUUGGAAGAUGGCAUGGUGAAGGUGUACUUCAAGCAGCACAAGGCCCAGAGCCUCUCCUCCCUGCGCCGCGUCAUGCCCAAGCGCACGCUGCACGUGCGCCCGGUCGGAGCCGUCAAGAGGACACAGGCCUCGGAGGAGGGCGAUGGGAAGAACUACAGCUGGAACGCCUGGGUCAAUGGCCUCGCCGUGUUGGUGUCCGCCAGCACCGACCCGCACAACGCGGCGGUCUGUGUGGCCUUCGACGCUCACGUGGCGGUGGUGACGCACGAGAGCGACAGCCAGGGCUUCACGGAAGCAGCACUUCUGGGAAGCAGUGAGGCCAAGAACGCCUUCUUGCGCCUGCUGCAGUUGGCCCGGAACUUGAUGUGCGCCUCCGGAGAUGCCGGGGUCAAGGCCGCACGAUACUUCCUGGAACAGAAGCUCCACUCCCGCUGUUGGUCCAGAGCCCGCAGGCGUUUGCAGGAAGGGGGGUCUCCUUUGCCCCUGAGCCGCUUGUGCGAGCUGCCUGCCAAUGAUGUGGCCUUGAUUGGAGAGCUGGUGGGUGUUCUCAUCACGAUGAUGCGCUGUGAUGUGAAGGAGAUUUGCGACAAGGCCAUGUCCGACAUCAAAGCUGAAAACGGCCUGGACGUCUUCGAUGUGCUGCUGCAGGUGGCUUCCUCUACUUCGAAUCCGGAUCCCUUUUUCCUGGCGAUCUCCUACGAGACCAUCUACGUCUUCCUGAAGAGCGAGGUGAUGCGCGGACAGCUGCUGUCGCGGGUGAUCUCGCAACUCCGGGAGACGGCGAUCCUCUUGCCCUACAUCCGAGGGCCCUAUGUGAAGGAUGUGCCCAACGAGAAGUACAUGCAGCUCUGGUGCAAGUGCGAGUUGAAGUAUGGCACUCCGAGCGCUGCACGGGACCGAUUGCAAGUGCUCUAUGACAGCCAGGACCCAGACGAGCACAGCGCUUGGAAGGAGUUGGUCCCUGAAAUCCGGGAGCUGCAGAAUCCCAUGAUGCACCGUACGUUACUGGGCAUUGUGAAGAUCAUCCAGUUACUCAGUGAGUUGGCCUUGGGCGAAGAUAGUGAAGCCUUAAAGCCCGUCACGGACCUGUUGGACGCCAGCGGUCGCGAACGGCUGCUGAUCGGCCCCACGACCGGCUUGGUGACCUGCCCCGACUUCGACGUGAGGGUGGAAAGCUUGAGAUGUGUCCGACAAGUGCUGGUCUCGACUCCCGAGCAGUUCGACCUGGAAGAGAUGGGUUGGCUCUUGAACUAUCUCACGUCUGUAGGCAUGGGCAUCGGGAAACAGGGUCUCUUCCUCAUGGAGGUGAUCGAACUCAUUAAGAUGUUUGUGCGGAACCCCUCCAACACCGGGCAGAGCUUCCGCGCGAAGUUUGCCAAGUAUGCGAUUCGCGAGAGCUUCGAGAUGUUGACGGUGAACAGCCGUCGCGAGACGCACAACCAAGAGGAGACGAAGGCGAAGGCUGCGUUGACGGAGAAGAUCGUCGAGCUGCUCAUGGAUUGUUCCAGGCCUUUGUCCGGUGGCCUUCGAAAAUUCCUGCGCCGGGUGGAUCUCAUGGAGACGAUCCGUAAGGCGAGGAGAGGAACGUGGAGGGGCUCCGGGCGCCCUGCGCGUCCUUCAGACCUGGACGGGCCGUGA
Messenger RNA from Durusdinium trenchii, 3300 nucleotides. The record is from the annotation of a GenBank genome assembly. NCBI's taxonomy places the organism in Eukaryota, Dinophyceae, Suessiales, Symbiodiniaceae.